Messenger RNA from Henningerozyma blattae CBS 6284, 1119 nucleotides. Its product is annotated as hydroxyacylglutathione hydrolase. The coding region runs from base 1 to 1119 and encodes 372 amino acids. Lineage: Eukaryota; Fungi; Ascomycota; Saccharomycetes; Saccharomycetales; Saccharomycetaceae. The transcript has a single exon. Gene Ontology annotation, molecular function: hydroxyacylglutathione hydrolase activity. The record is from RefSeq and is a predicted model, not a curated record.
AUGCAUAAAUGGUAUCACAUCAUAAAGUCUAUUGUGACAAAGUUAUUAAUUAUAUUUCUUUUCUUAUAUCUUUUCGAAGAUGCCUUAUUUUCCGGUAAGUGGAAAUUAACCUAUAUAAGCGAGGGAGUAGACGAAUUAGAGGUUAAAGAAUUCAAUAUAUUGAAAAGUUUCAAAUCUCCAAGAACUAUAGAUAACUUGCCCAAUCAAAUAGAUUUAUACGAACCAAGCAUGUUGAAAUCAUUUGGGAAUAUGACUAUCAAGAGUAUUAAGAUGAGGUGGAAUACAGGCGGGGUCAAUUACAGCUAUUUGAUCAGUGGGACGAACAAGCAAGGAGACGUGGAGUCUGUUUUAAUUGAUCCUGCUGAAGCUAAUGAAAUCAUUGAAGAAUUAAAUAACGAAGAACUUCAGAGUAUUCAAGUAAUCGCCAAUACACAUCAUCAUUACGAUCAUGCAGGUGGUAAUUUGGCUAUGAUUAAAUAUCUUAUUGGAUUAGAUUCUACUAGACAAUUGAAAUUGAUCGUUGGUAGUGAGACUAAAGAUAGUGCUAUUAGCAAAUAUUCCAAAAAUGUUAAAUUAGAAGUGGCAAAGGAUGGUGAUUCAAUUGCGAUUGCUGAUUCUAGUAUUGAUGUCAAAUUCAUUAGAACUCCAUGUCAUACCCAAGAUUCUGUAUGUUACCAUGUCUCCAAUAAAGAUACCAAGGAUACCGCAAUUUUCACUGGGGAUACUCUUUUCACUGGUGGCUGUGGUCGUUUCUUUGAAGGUACAGGUCAAGAAAUGGAUGCUGCUAUUAAUAAGAAAUUGACAAAUUUUGUUCCCAGAGACUCGUUGAAACACGUCAAAGUCUUUCCUGGACAUGAAUAUACUAAUAGUAAUAUUAAAUUUAUACGUAAGAGGAUAUACGAUAAACCAGGGAUGAAUGAUGCUCUAGAUAAAUUAGAAAGAUAUAUGGAAAUCAAUGAAUGUAGCACAGGUAUCUUUUCUUUAAAGGAUGAGAUGGAUUAUAACCCAUUCAUGCGUAUUGAUGACCCUAUAGUUCGUACUGCUGUAGGUGAUAAAGAUGCUAGUUGGACCAGAGCUCAAGUUAUGGAUAAACUACGUAUAAUGAAAAACUCUAUGUAA